Messenger RNA from Cylicostephanus goldi, 369 nucleotides. The record is from the annotation of a GenBank genome assembly. NCBI's taxonomy places the organism in Eukaryota, Metazoa, Nematoda, Chromadorea, Rhabditida, Strongylidae.
AUGUCUGAAUGUUCUUUGAAAAUAUGGACUCGCCUGAAAAGGAAGAGAUGCACAUGCGUACAGUCAAUUACUUCACAAAUUUACACCUUUUCCUUGAUAUCAUCAUGUUUCUACUCACAUAUAAGCAUGUUGCUUCCAAUUACGUUUAGGCCCAUCGCAGAGGCUGCAGUAAAGUUUGGUACCUGCGUCAAGCAGUGUUUUGUUUACAAUAAAAACAGCGAAGGAUUCUGUUACGAUGGAAAAGGUUGUCAACCUUCCAUAACGCAAAAGAAUCUGCGAACUUCUUUGAGAAUAUGUUUGGCUCAAACCGGGUGGAAGAGCCAUGCUUACGAUCUGUGCGAAUGUGCUCGUAAAGCUGGAGUAGAGUGA